This is a messenger RNA of Neocloeon triangulifer, 1640 nucleotides long. RefSeq names its product nuclear inhibitor of protein phosphatase 1 (gene NiPp1). Gene Ontology annotation, molecular function: mRNA binding; protein binding; protein serine/threonine phosphatase inhibitor activity. The transcript is spliced from 6 exons. Lineage: Eukaryota; Metazoa; Arthropoda; Insecta; Ephemeroptera; Baetidae. The coding region runs from base 21 to 1076 and encodes 351 amino acids. Gene Ontology annotation, cellular component: nuclear speck. The record is from RefSeq and is a predicted model, not a curated record.
AUCGCAAUCCGCUCGCUAUCAUGGCGAACCACUACGACAUCCCCAGUUGGGCUGGAAAGCCGCCAACUGGACUCCAUCUCGAUGUCACCAAGGACGAAAAACUCAUUCAAAAACUGAUGAUCGACACAAAGAAAUGCUACCUUUUUGGCCGCAAUCCGCAGAUGAAUGAUUUCUGCAUAGAUCACGCGUCCUGUUCCCGGGUGCACGCAGUCCUCAUUUACCACAAGCACCUUGAUAGGGCCUUUCUCGUUGACUUGGGCAGCACGCAUGGCACUUACAUCGGCAGCAUUCGACUUGAGGGUAACAAGCCGACUCAACUGCCCAUUGACAGCACCUUCCACUUUGGCGCAUCGACCAGGAUGUACACCAUCAGGGAACGUCCACAGGCAGCUCCAAGACCGAUCAUCGAAGAGUUGGAACAAUCGGCAGAAGAGGCCGAGGGUGGACUUUUGGGUCUUCCAGAGACGGAAACUGAGCUUGAUAAUUUGACUGAAUUUAACACGGCACACAAUCGACGAAUUUCAAUGCUCGGUAUUCCGGACGAAGAGAUUCGCCAGAGCAGAAAGAGGAAGAAACGAGGAGUGACAUUUAAUGAGGACGAAGAAGUAAUCAAUCCUGAGGAUGUUGAUCCGAGUGUUUGGAGGUUCAGGAAUCUCAUCCAGAGUACUGUGGUGCCAGCAAAGCGCCAACGAGUUGAAGGUGGUUUGAUGGGCGACGUAGGGUUGCGUUUGCCAGGCCACCACCCCAGUCAUCACCAAAUCCUGGGCGGCGGAAUGAGCGCGUCCAACCUUUACCAAGACUUGCCACCAGAAACUCACACACCAGGGUCUUCCGCACCUGGCAGCCUCUUCUCCUCCUCGCUUGCCACAAAACUGGGCAUCCCCUUGCCCAACCCUGCACCAGACGUCGAGGUUGCGCCUCCACCACCUCCUGAGGCGCCCAAGAGAAUUGCGGUCGGACCUGCCAGGCCGCCGGGUGCCGAGCCGGCUGGUCCUAGCAUGGAACCCAAGAAGAAGAAAUAUGCCAAGGAGGCCUGGCCGGGCAAAAUGAAGCCCAUGCCUGGACUCUUGAUGUAAAUUAUUUUAUUGCAAAUAAGGUCAGUAUUGUGAAUAAUUACGAACACAGCUGUGGUAAAUUUUGCAAACAACAAGUGCUGGAAGUUUGCUUCCAAUAAGUGAUUUGGCCUGCAUAAAUACAUUUAAUGUACAUCUUUAUUGACUAUACCGUGAUGUAAAUAAUAAAAUUCUUGCUUGAAUUAAAAAAAAAAAUAAUAAUGAUGAUUUUGUAAAUAUUUUCAUGAGACUCCAUUAGGAGAUUAUUCAAGAUUAGAUUAUAAUAUUUUUUCUGUUUUUACUAAAAAAUUAUCAAAUUUGCAGGAUGUUUCAAGUUUCCUUGGGUACAUAAAUAACAUAAUAUAAGACACACCACACACCCUUAAGGAUUUGCCGUAGUUUUUUCUCCAAUUAAAUAUUAAAAUAUUCAAUUCUGUCCAUUUCCACUGCUGAAACUUAUGAAUAAGGGUACCUGCCAAGAUCUUUAUUCAAAUUUUAUAGAGUAAAUAUUAUCUAAUUACACUUUUGUCGGAACGAAAUAUUAAAGUAUCUUAAUAAACAGGAGCCCCUAAAGACUUCAAGGAAAAU